Messenger RNA from Sus scrofa (pig), 13579 nucleotides. RefSeq names its product synaptotagmin 14 (gene SYT14). NCBI's taxonomy places the organism in Eukaryota, Metazoa, Chordata, Mammalia, Artiodactyla, Suidae. Gene Ontology annotation, molecular function: phospholipid binding. The record is from RefSeq and is a predicted model, not a curated record.
GGUGUUUAUUAUCUUGAUGCUGCUCCUUUUUCUCUAUAUUAAUAAGAAGUUCUGUUUUGAAAAUGUUGGCGGGUUUCCGGAUUUGGGUUCAGGAUACGGACCAAGGAAGAAUUCACAAGAUAAAAUCUGUAUAGAAUAAAAACCCAGUAGUAUUUGAGGUGAAAACAUUGCCUUGCUGCUAUGAUAGCUGUGGAGUGGGAGAAAAGGUCGCUACUUUUAAAGCAAGUGGUUUGAUUUUUCUUUUUUUUUUUUUCUUUUGGAAGCGUCUUUACUUCAAGAUAGUUUUUCCAUUGCAUAUGCAUUUAUAGAAAGAUCAAAAGCCACAGGUGAAAUACUAAUAUUGAACUAAUGAGUAGCACCAAUUAAGUACAUGUUGAAUUGAAACUCCACGUGCUUGAUAUUUUGAGAAGAAAAAUUAGGAAUAAAGAAUUAGAAAAUGGCAUUUUUCAGAAACUUCCAGCAGAAUCUGCCUUCCGUGUCCUCCCUGGUGGACACCAUCAGUAAUGCCGUGGAAGAUUUGACUGCUGCUGUGGGGGACGUCGGCUGUGCUCUCACUGGCUCAGUUGCUGAACAGGUAACAGGUAUGAUCAGUGGCUUUCGCCCAGAAGAGGGAGGCUCUGCAGCAGCUGGAGCUGUAGAUGCUUCUAGACAAGGAAGUGCCACGUUACCAGAAGUCUACGAAAAUACUAAUUGUCAGAAAGCACAACUCAAUUUAGAGCACAGAGCCGAUCAGAUAAAUUGUUAUAAUACUUCAUUUUCACAAAAGCAAGAUCAUGGAAUGAAUGAAGGCGUAUUUAAACAUAGUAAUAAUAGGCAACAGAUGGUAUCAAAAUAUCAAGGAACCCAUGAUGCUAGUGAUUCGCCUUUGAAAGGUGGGAUGUCAGGUAUCGAGCCGAGCAGAGGGGCUGCAUCUGCUUGUCAAGAACUUGAAAGUACUGACAGAUGUAAAAAAAACAGAUUAGGAAUUUCCAGUCAUGGUAAGCAUGGCUUAAAAGAGGUAAGAUAUCAAGAAACCAAAGAACGUUGUUUAAAGAAAGCCGAAAAGCAUACGAGUAGUAAAGGAUCCAGAGAGAAUGAGUGUUCGGGAAAUGAGUGUUCUCCAAAAGAAAUUUUGGAGAGCACUGGACAUGCACAGAAAGCCAUUAGGAAAGAGGACAUACAUCCAGCACCGUCAGCUAAUUCUAAAGCUAAGUUACGUGGAAAAGUCAAAGAACAAAUAAAUCCAACAAAAUACUGCAGAGUGAAAGGAGACAUAAAGGCAAAUAAAAAUGAAGCCAUUUCUGCCAAGAAAGGAACAGUAAAGAGUAAAGAUGAAAAAUAUUCUAAGCUAAUGCCAGAAAAAGAUAAUUCCUACAUGGACAGAGAUGAGCAUGGUUCAUCCUCCGAAAGUGAAGAUGAAGCACUGGGUAAAUACCAUGAGGCCUUAUCCAGAACACACCAUUCCAUGCUACCACUGGCAGAUUCGCGACAAAAGAACUGUCCUUGGGAAACAAGGCAGAAAUACAGCCCUCUUUCCGCAGAGUAUGAUGGGUACAGUAGUGAGGCGUCAGUAGAUGAAGGAAACUGCAUCCAGAGAAUGCGGAGAACACCCCCCCUGGAUGAACUGCAGCCGCCACCGUAUCAGGAUGACAGUGGGUCUCCCCAUCUCUCAUGUACACCCUCAGAACUUGGGGACAGUAAGUGUGAAUUUUCCCACUGCAGCAACAGCCCAAGAUGCUCAUAUAACAAGUGUCCGAGUGAAGGAAGCGCAGGUCAUGAAAUAGAAAGUUUUCGUAAUAAAGGAUAUGAAGAAGACGUUCCAAGUGACAGCACUGCAGUCCUGAGCCCCGAAGAUAUGUCAGCUCAAGGCUCAUCUUCACAGCUUCCUAAACCUUUUGAUCCUGAGCCAGAAGCUAAAUAUGGCACCCUGGAUGUGACUUUUGACUAUGACUCACAAGAACAGAAGCUUCUGGUAACAGUGACAGCUGUCACAGAUAUCCCAACAUAUAACAGGACAGGUGGCAACUCAUGGCAAGUACACCUUGUUCUUCUACCUAUAAAGAAACAGAGAGCAAAAACCAGCAUCCAGAGAGGACCAUGCCCUGUCUUCACAGAAACAUUCAAAUUUAAUCAUGUUGAAUCUGAAAUGAUUGGAAAUUAUGCAGUUCGGUUUAGACUGUAUGGUGUACAUCGCAUGAAAAAAGAAAAGAUUGUGGGGGAAAAGAUUUUUUAUUUAACAAAAUUGAAUCUUCAAGGGAAAAUGUCAUUACCUGUGAUAUUGGAACCUUCUUACAAUCAUUCUGGCUGUGACUCCCAAAUGAGCGUGUCAGAAAUGUCCUGUAGUGAAAGCACAUCCUCCUGUCAGUCUCUCGACCAUGGCUCAGUUCCAGAAAUUCUCAUUGGCCUGCUUUAUAAUGCCACCACUGGAAGACUCUCGGCAGAAGUGAUAAAAGGCAGCCACUUCAAAAACUUGGCAGCAAACAGACCACCCCAUGGACUGUUCUGUUGUCUAAAACACUUGAUAGGUGGACAGGUUUAUAUAAUCCGAGAUACGUAUGUUAAGUUAACUCUACUGAAUUCCAUGGGUCAAGAAAUGUCCAAAUGCAAGACAUCGAUCCGCAGAGGGCAGCCAAAUCCAGUGUACAAAGAAACUUUUGUUUUUCAAGUGGCCCUGUUUCAGCUCUCUGAUGUGACACUCAUACUGUCUGUGUACAACAAACGCAGCAUGAAAAGAAAAGAGAUGAUAGGCUGGAUUUCUUUAGGUCUCAACAGCUCUGGAGAAGAGGAACUCAAUCACUGGACUGAAAUGAAGGAGUCGAAAGGACAGCAAGUAUGUAGGUGGCAUGCGUUGCUAGAGUCGUGAUGGCUGGGCUCAAGGAGCAGGGACAGCUCAAGGCAGCAUUGUCGCUGCAGGCAGCACUACGGUGUCUCCCUGGCCACCGUUAGAAGAGCUAUUCUUUGAAGCAUCGUCUCUAACACUCCGCCAAGAGGCUUUCAGUUCUGUGGAAAGAACAGCUAAUACUGACAUGAAUGAAGCAGAGGUGUGUCUCUGGUAGAACUUGUGUGAGAAAAAUGAGAAACUUACAUCAUCUUUGCUAAAGGAACCAAAUGCUCCCGGGCUUUAAGAACAUCCUUUUGGUGUGACGUUAACUUUCCCUUAGCAAAAGAGCCAGUAAUUUCAUGAAAAAUCAGAAUUUUAAAUGAUUGUGAAAAUCAGCAUUAUUGGUUGCACCCCUCUUUCCGUAUCACCCUAUGUCAGAUAUGAUCCCCCAAACAUAUUUGGACUGGCUCGCUCCUGGGGUGUGCAGGGUUCUUUAAUACGAGAAAGUCAUCCUCCAGCUCUCUCCCCCAGCAGAUCUAGUGCUGAAGGGGUUCAACCACAUUGAAAAUCCCUUUGUUUCCGAGCUUCUCCCUUUGUGCACUUCGUUUCGUUGUGCCUCCGUUCUUCUCAGUAGCACCAAAUCUAAGUGCAAAGCAAGUAUUCAUUUUCGUAAGGGAAUUUUUUAAUGUAUUAUUAAAAAAAGAAAAAGCUCAUUUCUUCAAUUGCCUCUGCUUUUGCCUGAUCCAAAGAGACCAAGUCACAGCACUGGUCCCUUGCAAGUCUCUUAGACAGGUUGUACUGUAGAACCAUGUAACUUUCUGUUGAAAGCACUUCCUGUAUUCUUGUAUUCCAAUGUAGGAAGCUAAUAGAGCAGGACUUUACUUUAAAAUCUCUUUCAAUGAUUGACUCUUUAAAUUGUAGUGAUGUGAAGAUGUUUUUUUUUUACAACCUAAAAACUAUAGUGAAUAAGCUGUUGAAAAUUGAAAGCAAUUCAAGUUAAAGAAAAUUUGAAUUCUCUGCUCUGAGUAUUUAGUAACCAACACUGCAUAAAGCAGGUAGCAUUCAAACAAGAAACAAUUCUCUCUUCUUCGCUCUUCCUUCAAUUUGUAUUUGUGAUAUAAAGACUCUCCAGUCCCACGUCUGAGUCAGAACAUCAUGUUAAAAACAGUUCUGAGAUUCCGUAAGACGUUUCUAGUGACUUGUGACUAGAUUUUAUGAAAUUUACAGAUACGUUCUCCAACGUGAUGUCAUCCUGUGCCUUUCAUGUAAGUGAAAUUUGCUCAUACAGCUUAAAGGUUGUAUUUGCAAAAUUAGGCCUUCAAUUUUUAUAAAUGUAAAGAUUAGAUUCCUCAGAACAGUGUCACAAGAUCUUUUUUUCCUCUGAAGUAUGUAAAAGUUGUAUAAUGUGCUAAUUUUUUAAAAUGGCAAAAGGCAUUUGUUGUUUUUAUACUUAGGAACUCUGAGUAUCAGGAAUAUUAUAAGCUGUUUCCUUUUUAAUUUUGCUUCUUACCCAGUAUAUAAUUUUAUGCAUAUACUUUAUUAAAUAGAAUGUUUUGUAUAUAUGAAACAUAUUUUCUUUUUUCUCUUUCUAAUUUCUAGUUAAAGUAGACAAAAACAUACUAUUUACCAAUUACUAAAAAGCAGCAUAUCAUUGUUCCGAGCCCCAACCAAGUACUAUGUAUUAUUGUAAGCUAGAACUUGUUAUUACCGUAACAACAAAACCACGCAUAGAUAUUAUUACUUCAGCUUGGCUGUACUGUAAGGCCUUAAGAGAAAUCCAAAAAGACAGUGAACUCCUAAUAUUUUUUCAACUUAAAAAACGGCAGCUCUACGCAUUCAUGCACAUGCGUUAUAUGAUAAAAUACAAAUGCCGUUAUCAGGUGACAUGGGGUUUGUGUAUGUAACAGGGUCACCUUAAAGGGAAAAUCCAUUCUUUUAUUAUUACAUUAAUGAGCAUUUCCGGGGCUUUGUAAAUGAAUUCGUUUAUAAAGUUACCAAAAUGAAUCAAAUGGCAAAAUAUCUCAUGAAAGCAUUUUCAGCAGCAGUUUAUAGAAAGAGAUCUGAAUGAGGGGCUGUAGAUGUUAGUGAAAAUUUCGACCGAGGCAUUUGAUGUUGCAAGUAUCUUUUCUGGCUUUGAAGUAACUAACUGCACUGCUAACAACUGGGAUCAUCCCAAUAAUGAAAAGCGUUACCAGUCUUAUUUGCAGCUGUAACCAAGCCUAAUCCAACACAUUUUGAGACCAGCUCGGUGCUUUCUCCUUUAGUGAGGAAAAGAACUAACUAGCAGUCAUUUGUUAAAUCUUUCUUCAGACUGUGCCCAGAAUUGUGCGUGUGCGUGUUUGGCUAUAUCCCCAGGGGCUUAUCUGGUGUAACUAUCAAAUCCAGUGUGGUGUAAAAAGUAAUCAACAAUUUUUUAAAAAUUCAAGAAGGACCCUACCUCCACCCCAGCUACCAAGUCCUCAAAGAUUAUGAAGUGGGUGUGUGUGUGCCUGUGUGACACACAGGCACACACAUGCCUACACAUACAGCAUAGAAACACAUGUGCACAUAGACACACUCAAUAUGUGUGUCUAUGUGCACAUGCGUGUAUAUGUUUUUUGUAAAGGUGAAGGUGCCCUGGCUUUUUCAGAUAACUAAAUAGAAAAGCAUUUAUCAAGUUUAUGGAUUAUUUUUCUCCUCUGUAUAUUUACCAGAAAUUAUAUUUGGUUUUGGGUGCUAUUAGCUGCCAUUCUCCUCCACACACAGCAAAAUAUAUAUCUUUUUAUCCUUUGGAUUGACACAAUUUAGAGUAAUUACUCCCCCGAAUUUGUCUAUUCUUUUAGAAAAAGAUUAAAUAGGGCUCAAGAGACCACUCACUCUACUGAAUCUAAUGUAUGAGACAGUACUACUGCUCUUUUGUGUGCUUGAAUUUGCAUGAAAGCUUAAAGGCAAAAUCUUAUAUCUCAGCAAUUAAAGCAAAUAGGGGCCCACUGGUGGGCAGCAGGUGUUGCCUGAGAAACUUAAGACAACUCGCUUUCUUACUGUUCUCUUAAAAUCCCCUCAGUUUUGUAGUAAAAUGAGAUAGUCCAGAUACAACGACUGACUGCCAUUCACGGGAGCUCCUGAGCAUGGAAUUACAGGCUUUAUUUGCUUCCCAAAUGAGCUGCAAACUGUAGUUGUUUAUUACUGCCCAGGAAACAAAGUGUAUCUCGGAUCAGUAAAGAAUUUGUCUGGUGUGCUAUCAUCUUACCCUUAAGAAGUUUUCUUCUGCUGCCUUCUGUACUAUUCACAUUGUGUGAAAUCCAUUUGCAUAUUUUCUUACUAUGCAUUCAGUGAAUUCUCAAUAAUAUAUUUAGUGACAAAAAUAAUCAAAUGAAUCCAAAAAAGAAAUACCAAAGAGAAAAUAUCUAACCUACCCUUAUUAAUCUACACAUGUUUAAGUGCAGGGCCUAUAUGUUAAAUCAUUUUCUUGAUGCCAUCGUCAUUUUCAUUUUACUUAUCAAGUGAGUCAGAAGUAUAGUCAGUGACUGCAAAGUAAGACAGCAAGAGUUCAUGGAACCCAGGGUAUUCUUUACGAUGAAAAUGGAGACCUAAUGAUACCAUAGUUUUUUAAGUGGACUGUGAGAUAGACUAAUUGAAGGUAUAAAUUUUAGGUGAAACUAGAACUGUAGUCACCAACAAAAUUUUUAAGGUCUCUAUCCAGACAGGAAUAGUGAUGACGUAAAUCCACUUGCAAAAAAUUGCCGUUUGCCUAAUAGGCUAUUCUCACUGAUAGUUAUUGUAUUAUUUCACAUCAAUAAUUAUUAUUCAAUAAGUUUUCACUUUUCUUUCCUUUCACUGUCCCCGGUUCACCCAUUGCCUACAUUGGAGGUAGCCUGCAGUCUCAUCAUCACCAACUGAACUCAAUAUUGGGUCCAAGGUUGAACAUGCUACAAAGCCUUUUUUAAAGGUAUUCUACACACACACACACACACACACACACACGCAUUUGGACCAUACCCAUGGCACAUGGAUAUUCCCAGGCCAGAGAUCAGACCCAAGCCACAGCAGUGACAAUGCCAAAUCCUUGGCUGCAAGAUCACCGGGAAACGCCUACAAAGCAUUUUUUAAAAUUAACCUUAAAACAUCAUCUUUGUCCACCAAAAGGUAUAAUAAUGAUGAUGGUAACUGCUAUAAAUUACUAAGAUUUACCAUAAUAAUUUGUUAUUUCCAUUCUUACAACAGUAGUUAAGUAAAAUUAUCAACAUUUUAUAGAUGAAGAAACUGCUAGAUAGAGGUUAGGCAGACUUGUCCAAGGUCAUCCAGUAAGUGACAGCACUGGGAUUAGAAUCCACCUGUUAAUUACUCCAAAACCUAUACUGUGCAUAUUGCAGUUGCAUCCUUUCGUACUAGUUGCAAGAAAACAAGUUAGGAAAACAUUAUAUUCAUCAAUAAUCCCACCCAUUCUAAUUGAAUGGCAGAACUAGAGAAAGAGAAGGGGAAAAAAAAACAACUUGGGAAAGAAAAAUACAAGACAAAAAGAAAAGAUCAGAGAUUUUUUUUUCUUCUCAGGACACAAAUGAUACUUUUAUGUCAUACUUUGUAGAUGACUUAUCUUUUCAAAGACUUGGGGAUUCAUUUACUCUACCCGUUUAGCAAGUGCUUAUAUUCUGAAAGUGAAUUAACCAAUCUGGUCUGCUCCUUGUCCACUGUUAGAAAUCCGAGAUGUUUUAAUUGCAUGAGAUCACCUUUCUCCCUGCGAGGUGGAUGGCCUGUAUCCAUUAGCACCCAUCUUCCCAUACUAGCCUUGAGAGGAAAGACUGUCUUUCUCUGCCUUCUCAUUGCAAUUUAUAUUGCUUCUUUACCCUUUGUUAAGGUUUAACAGGAUUACAGCUAAUUUUAUUACAUGUAUCUUUCCCCUUGGUAGUACUUAAUACUCUCUUUUUAUUUUUAUGUGCCCCUUGCUUAGAGUAGGCACACUGAAUGUUGAAUUGAACUAAAUUCCCUAUCGAAUAAAUCGAUAAUACUGUUAACAUGUCUCAAUAUUUAUGAAUCUUGUAUGGAUUUAUUUCUUCAUUUCACAUAUAUUUAUAAGAGUACCUACUAUGUACUAUGUAUUUUUCCAAGUGCUGCACAUGCAGAGAUAAUGACUUGGAUAGACAGUAUUUGCCUUCAUGGAGCUUACAUUCUAAGGUGGGUGAUGUAAGUUUAGCAGAGGAGUACCAUAUGGAAUUCAGGAAAAGCUUCCUGGAGAAAAUAACCCCUGACUUGGGUCCUAGAGAACAAAUACAGAUUAGACUCUAUCAAGAAACACAUUUUCUCCAAGGGCAAAAUUUAAAACAGUGGUUCCCAAACUAUAGGGUGUUUGGGAAUUGUUUCGAGAGCUUAAUUUGUAUUUCAAAGCCCCACCUCAGAGGUUCUAUUUCAUUUGGUCUGGAGUGGAGCCCAAGAAUCUACAUUUUAUUAAGCUCCCCAGAAAUUCUGUCUGAGGUGCACUGGUAUCGAAUACUGAGCUCAUUAUGUAGAAUUCCUGGUAGCAGUGUUUCAGUGCCCACAGAUUAGACCUUGAAGUGUGAUCGUGAUAAAUAAGAGGACGAUUAAGAUGAGGAUUAGUGCCACUGAUCUUUUUUUUUUACUUGUGCUUCCUUAAAAAGAGAACUAUGUCAUGAAAAAUUUAGUGAUAGUAUGAGUUCCUGUGCAUUCUCAUUCAACAUAACUUUUUGAAAGUGUUCGAUGAUACAAUAAAUUGUAUUAUGUUAGUUUUAUGAUUCCUGAAAAUUCCUUUGGAUUAUUGUUCAAAUACUCCCUUCCAGACUCUCUUUACAAUGAUAGAUGCAAGGUAAAAAGAGAGUCUGAGGAAAUAUUUACCUAGUACAUCUCUGUCACUGUUCUAAAUGAAAUAAGACCGACCUUUAAGUAAAUGUGUGGUGGCAGCCAUCGUGCUGGCAUUUUUCAUUCUUGUAUAUAGGAAGCUUUCUUGCCUUUUAUCGUCAUCCUGAAUGGCUUUCUUGUCAUUAUAGGCAUCAGACGAACCUCAUUCCUGGAUUCUUCACUAGGAGCAGCAAUGUUUCUGUCCCCUGUGCUCUGAUCUCAAUUUCCUUGGUUGCUUUGCCUUUUCGCAGGCUCUUUUAGGUCAAAUGGCAGGUUAAUACAGCAGCCUCGAAUCAUCCUUUUUCUCUAAAAAUAAAUUCUGUGUAUAGGUUCAUCAUCUGAGUUUCUAUUUCCCCCUUAUUUAAAAUGUACUCAUACCUCCUUCUCUGGUGGAAUAUUUCACAUGGAUGUAUUUUGGAAGUAUUCUUCCCAACAAAGACCUGUGAUUAACCCACUGAAAAAUGAGGUCACUUGAAUAUUUGGAAUAACAUCCCAUGGAAUGGCUAUUUUGUGACUGCUGCUAUAUCGUUGCAUUUGGUCUGUUUAUGGCUUGAGAUCUGGUUAAUUUGAUCUGAAGGUGAAAGAGUUUGAAUUCUUGAAUUAUUAGUCCAUUAUCCAAAAUGAAUGUAAGAAUCUUGCUUUAUUCUCUCCCUAUUUAGACAAGUAUAUAUCUUGCUGAAAACGUUUCUUCUUUCUUCCUCCCUUUUCCCCAUUCCUAUUCAUAUACUUUCAUGCUAGAUUCCAUAGGUCAUCACAGCUGAAUAAUUUCUAUCAAAAAGUGAUAACGUGGAAUUCCCUGGUGGCUCAGAGGGUUAAAGGAUCUGGUGCUGUGACUGCCGUGGCUCAGGUCACUACUGUGGCGCAGGUUCAAUCCCUGGCCCAGGAAUUUCCACAUGCCAUUGGCAGAGCCCAAAAAAAAACAAAAACCAAACAAAAACCAAAAACCAAAAACAAAUAAACACAACAACCAGAAAGUGAUACCCUGGCUUUUUUCACUAAAUCACGAGGACAGGACAGUAGGGAGGACCAGAUGGGUUUUCUCAGAGACAAGAGCGCAAAGCGAGACCCUCUUUAGUCAUUAAGUCUGUUGUAUCUCAACAAACUUGAUCGUUGCUGUUGUUGUUGUAUACUUAUCUUGACUAGAAGGAUAGCAUAUUAAAGAGGUGGGGAGCAGAGAAGAAAAUUUGGUUAUCGAUCUAGCAAAUGUUUGGCAUAAUUUUAUUCUAGAAUUUCAACCUCUUAAUACAUAAAAAUUUCUAAGCAAUUAAUUAUGAGCACAAACUCACGGAUGUGGCAAUAGUUUUAUAAGAUCUUUGACAUUAUUUCAAUGUCAUCUUGACAGUCUGCAUCACAAAUUGUCCUAUUAUUUCAGGACCCUUUUUCACCCGUUUUUUGUUAUUCUCAUCACUAUUUGAUAUUUUAGUUUGCCUUUUACAUAUUCAAGACUAUUCUAAAAAGAAAAACCUAACACCUUUCUGUUUCUUCCUUUAACCUGUGAUCGCUCACCUGACAUUUAAUUGUGUUUAAAACGAAUAUCCAGCAGAUGGAAGAUAAUAGUCUAUUAUACACUGAAAAUAAACAGUUUUCUGAAAUUUGUUUAUCUAUUCAGACAUCGCAAGAAUGCUAUUUCCGUAAGUCUAAGCAGUUAAUAUUAAAUAUGACUAUCGUGUUUAAUGACAAAAUGGGGUUUUCCCUUAUCCCUGCCUUUCCCUGCCUUUCUCAUCUCUCCUGCCUUUCACAUCUGGUCGAAGGCUGGGAAGCUCUUACCACACUGCAUUCGUCAGCUUCUGAGUGGGCUCACCUCCUCCAGAUGGCAUUGUUUUCAAUAACAGCCGAACUUUGUAUACCCUCAGGGUCGGUCCUCACCAGUGAUUCCUGUCCAUAACCCCAUUAAUGUUGAGAGAAGUAAUACAGAGGCACCGAGAGAAGACCCCUGUCUUCUAAGCCCUCUUCGAGCCCUGGUACAGGAUGACACCAUUAACACCGAAAGAGUUCAGUCGUGAUGGUGUAGAAGCCAGGUGCUUGCAAAUGAGAUUUUAGGUCAUUAUGUCCUAAAUUCUCUCCUUUUGGUCUUCUCCCUUCCUCCCCCCAACCCCAAGAGUGCACCUUCUUUUUAUUAUAAAUUUUGUCAGAAAGCCUUUUAAAAAGUUCCUGGUUUUAAAAAUGUGAAAUGUUGACUUAACUGGGCAAUUUCGUAAAAAAGGAAAACGUAAGCAGAUAGAAUCAUGGGAAGCUGGGGAGGGGCUUGCUUCUGUUUGGAGCCAAAUCUCUUUGCUUCAAUAUUGAGAAUAUUUACAGCAUUCUGUAAUUAGGUCACAUUUGUUUUGUGAGGAGAGAUGAGGGUAGCUUUUAGAUAUGAAUUGGCUCUCUUAGUAUUGAAGUAUAUUUAAACAGUUCUUUAAAACACAGCCAGGAAAUCAUGGUGACGUUUACAAUAGCAUUUUGAAAUUAUAACUACUACUUUAAAUUUACUAAGAGAAAAUUUCCGGUAGUAGCUUGCAUUACAGAGUUAAUUUAUAAUGUCUCUACAUAAUUUUAUUGAGAAGACUUUUAUUUUUGUGGUGAAAAUAAUAUAGUGGCAACAGUUUUGAGGAAUCUUUAAAGCUGUCAUAGAGGGGAGAGCCAAACUUUGGCUGGAUUUUUACUAGACUUUUAAAGUAAGAAAAUGUAUCAAUAUUACCUUUCAGUUCAAUUGGUCUUGAUGAAGAAUGAUUAUUUGAGUUUAAGGGUCUUGAUAAAUGUUGGCAUCUGUUGUUUUUCUGAAACUCAUGAUGUUCAUCAGAGCGCAAUAUUCUUGCAUUGUGUUUUUUCUCUCAAAAUAAUGUAAUUUUUAUGAAAAACUCAAUUAGUGGAAUAUUUGAUGCAGUAUCCCCUUAUUUUGCUUCUUUCCUUCUUCCUUCCUAUUAUUUUUUUGAGGCAAGAAGCUUCCUUAAUAGUAUAGUUUCUACAGAGCUUUCUUACUUAUUUUUCUAGUAAUGGAUUUAAUGCUGUAAUGAUGUUUAAAUGCUCUGUGAGCAAAACUGUUAAACAACCUGAAGAAAUGCACUGCUGACUGACACUUCCUUUGGUCUUAAAUUGUCUCCUGCAUCUUUUCUAGUGACUCUCCGCUAUUAAUGGAUCUUAUUAAGAUAGUGUCUGUAUAGUUAGCAACAGUGUUGUAUUACUGUCACAUAUUAAGUUGCACUUUUGAUCAAAACUAUAAACAGAUGCGUGUGUAAAACAACCCAUUUUAUAGAAUGAGCAUAUGUCUAACCAUUUUCAUGGAAUUGGAAACGUGCUAUAUGUUGCAUUUUAUUCUCAUAUCGACUUUUCUACUCUCUCUACACCGGUUGUCUCGGUGCCUUUUUUCCUUUUGUAUAACUGUAUCACGUAAAGAAAUUGCUGACCUCUGUGUAAACAACGUAAAAACUGUUAAAAUCAUUAAUUCAAGGAGAUUUUAAUGGCAGUUUAAUUUUCCAGAGAAUAAAUUUUUGUGUGGGUUCCAAGUUACUUUUUUUCACUUUUCUGUAAGAAAUCUCUUCACGUUUCAGUACUCCCUCGGAGUGGGUAAGCAUCUGACGUCUCUGAUGAUGAUACACAAAAAUCAGCCAGAAUUCUUAUCAUUGACAAAUAAGUGUUAAUGUGACAAUUACACAAAAUAAAAUAAUGUUGGUUGCAUAAGCAGCUAUCAAGUGGAUAUAUAUGGAAAUGUUAUCAAGCUCUUGAGUUUGAAAAGAAUCUUGUUUAAAAGGUGCUAUAGAAUAUUACUAUCAAAAUGUUUGGGAUAUAUUAUUUCCUUUACUUCUAAGUCAAAUCUGGCAUCCAAAGAAAAUGGGCUAGAGGCAAACAUUUUAAAAUAAUCUCCUUUAAAGUUUAUAAAUCAAGAAUGAAACUAAGUAGCUUUAAGAUGAUGACAAUAACAACACCUUUAGCUGGAAUAUGUGUAUAUAUACACUGCUACCUAGCUCGCUCUUUCAUUUAAUGUGAACUUGUCAUAAUUCGUAUCAGUAUUGUCAUUCUAUUUAGCAAAAUCAUUUUCUAUUUGGCAAUAGUAGUUUGUUGAUUUCUAAUUCUUUUUUGUUAGGUAGUUAUUGCAUUGUUUCUCAAAGACCUUGAAUUUAGAUAUUUUUCAUAUUUCAUUCCCUUGUCCAUUUUAUUUCCAGCAACAAACAUAAGAACAGACUUAACAAGUACUAUUUUCCAUAUUCAAAAUAAUUUAAACUUUUGGUGCUCUAAAAUUGACAGAAAUUAAAGUUACUACAUUAUCUAAUUUCUGAUUGUCUUUGAAUCCUUAAUUCCAUAAAUUAAUCAGAAGCCUUUUUAGUCAAUUUUUUAAAGAGUAGAACAUCAAUGCCCAGAUGAUCUGUUUAGUUUGGUUUUUUUUUUAAUAAGAAUCAUCUCUACUUAAACACAAGGGAAACAUGAAACACUUCUGCUUAAGAUAAAUCUGCUCCUAAUUUGAUAUUCAACUAUUUAGGAAUUUGUAUCCCUUCCCAACACUUGCUGCUGAAUCCCCCCAACCCCAAUAUGUUGAGCUUCCAGUUUUAAGAUUUAAGGUUGAAGAAGGAAAAAUAGUAGACUUGCUUAUAAUUUUACUCCAAAAAAGUCAUAUUCAUUUGAGUCAUGACUCAACUGUCGAAGAAUGACAAUGGUAAACGAUCAAUUGGAAAACUGAUAUAAAGUGAAAUUCCAGCAGAAAAUAGGCAUAUUUGCAUUAUAACUAGCAAAUCAAUAAAUUACCUUUUUUUAUUGUUAGAGAGGGAUUUAGGUUAUCAUACCUCGUUAUAUACUUAAGAUUAUGGUUUAAUUGCAAAUUGAUCGUAACUACUUUGAUCUCCAAUAUUAUGCAAAGUUAUAUUUAAGUCAGAUUUUUCUUACCAUAUUAUGAAAAUAUUCAUGUUUUUUCCCAUUUGCAAAUAAAGUUAUUCCCAAUUCAAAAAUAAAAGGUCUCGGUAGGAGUUCCCUGGUGGC